AUGGUAGUGAAUGGUGGCGAGUGGUGGCAGGCGGUGGCGGGAGGAGCGGGUGGUGAUGCCGCCACCCGGCACUGGGACGCGGUCUGCAAGGUCGCGUUGACCUUCGCAAUCAACUGCUUCCAGGGCUGCCAAGGAGUCAUCCAUGUAAAGGUCAGCCCGGUUCCUCUUGGCUUCACCAUGACUGACCAAGCCACGGCUACUAAGCCCCACCGCCAUGACAACGCGAGUAUCCGG
This is a messenger RNA of Iphiclides podalirius (scarce swallowtail), 234 nucleotides long. NCBI's taxonomy places the organism in Eukaryota, Metazoa, Arthropoda, Insecta, Lepidoptera, Papilionidae. The record is from the annotation of a GenBank genome assembly.